UACCAUUUCAACCAUUAAUGCUAGCUAGUGUGAUCUUUUCAGCGUCAAAUGAUUUCUUUAUUGCUAUUCGUAAAUUGAUUAAGGUCGCUGAUUAAAGUCGCUGAAAAGGCAGAAAUCUGUCUGAACAGGGUACAUUUUACAAGUACGUCGAGGACGGAAAGUAAACAAUUUCACUCCCACAAAGUCCAUUUCAGCUGGAUAAAGAACAUUGCGAUGGAGUCGUCUGUAUGCCGUGUUUGCCAGGUCAACAAACCUGAGAAAGGUUUCCGAUUUCCAGAACCCAUUUGCGCGUCCUGCCUGCAGGAUAAAUUAAAUGCAUUUCUCGAUGAAGAUAUGUUUCUAGAAUCGGACAGCGAAAGUGAGAAUUCAAACCUUGAGGAAGGAUCUCUUGUAGGUGAAAAUUUGGAGGAGAAACCACAAAGUGAACAGAAAAAAGUGAAAAACGGGCCACUUAAGGAGGAAGACAUAAAGGAAGAGCAUUACCCUAUUUCAAACUCCAACAUUAAUCAAGAAAAUGAUGAUUAUAUCAUUGAUAUAGAUCUGGAAAACACAGAAGACCAACCUUACACGUGCCCACAAUGCCAUAAGUCCUUUGUCCAGAGCAUAAGUCUUCAGGCACAUCUGCAAACCCACGCAAAAAAAAGAGAGUGCUUCCAAUGCUCAAAGACUUUCACAACUGAUGUUAAACUUAAGUCGCAUUUCUUACACGUGCACUCAGACGAACGCCCAUUUAAGUGUACCGUCUGCCCAAAAGACUAUAGACUGCGAAGCAAACUCCACAGGCAUUUGAGGGUACACACAGGAGUUCGACCAUUCAAGUGCACCCACUGCUCGAGGACCUUUACACAGGGUCAAUAUCUAAAGGCACAUAUACGAACUCAUACCGGCGAACGACCCUACAAGUGUCCCCUAUGUACCUCUUGUUUUGCACAAGCAUCAUCUCUUCGAUCACAUGUUCGAAUACAUACCACCUAGUGUUUCAAAUGUUCAUGCUCCCACAGCUUGCAUCUCUUGCUAAGCCACACAGUAGAAAGCCUUCGCAUCUUAGCUGGAACUCGGAUGACGCGGAAAGAGCAAUAGAGUCUCAGCCUCGAACGUCAUCUAUAAAUAUUUCCGUAGUACAAAUUUCGUACAGACUAAUAAAAGAGUAUUAAUAAAAUAGUA
Messenger RNA from Drosophila suzukii, 1164 nucleotides. NCBI's taxonomy places the organism in Eukaryota, Metazoa, Arthropoda, Insecta, Diptera, Drosophilidae. The record is from RefSeq and is a predicted model, not a curated record.